AUGCUGCCUGCCCUUCAGAAGCCCACGGGCAGGGCCGUGGGCGGUGUGUCGCCGGCCACACCCGAGUCUGUUGGCGACGAUGCGGCUAAGACAGACGCUAGUCCUGCUUCCACAUCCACUUCGUCCGACAACAUUCCAGACUCGCCGACCCUCGGGGUUAGAGGCAAAGCCAACGGAGGGGGCAAGACGGGGUCAGGUGAUGCCAAUGGCUUGCCUGGGCUGCCCAGCCAUGGCCAGGCCGCAGGAGCAAGCCCGCCAUUCACUCUCCCACAAGGGUCAAGUCCCAUUCGAACCUCCAGCCUAAAACGCACCCCCAAGGUUGGCAGCAAUGUACGGACUCUUUACCACGACGUUGCGGGCAUUCAUCCCCUAUUGCGAGAUGGGAACACAUCCGGCAUUGGCUCGUCACAGCGGCGGCCGGAGCCGCUGAUCUGGAGAGCAGGCACGCGAAACAAAGAGGGCGAGGGUGGUAAUGUCGGCAACGCUGCCGUAAAAGGCACGGGCACACUGAGUCCCGAAGAGGCGCGAGACGCCCUCUUCAUGUCCAACGUUUUCGCGUCCGACACGCCCCCAGAGUCACCAGAGUCGCCUGAGCAGUCAAAGAAGGCCGACUACAGAGACGUCUUCCGCAUGGUGCGGUCCAGGUCCGGGUUCGGCCCUGCCAUGGAAACCAUCAGCGAGGGCUCCAACGAAACCGAGUCUCACCAUGACGAUGUCCCACCGCCGCCCAUCCCUUUGCGUUCGGCCAGAAAUUUGGCUAGUAUCACGCAACCCAGAAAGGUAGCGGCCACAUCGGAGCAACCUAGUGAGCCUCGUGGGUCUCGUGGGCCAUCAUCUCAUGAACCAUCACACGUCUCACAGCUGCCUCCUGAAGACUGUUUCAGCUUUGAGGCUAGCUUCAAAAUGAUUGACAACUACUUGAGGGUGGCCGAGGCAGCAGAGCACGGCGAAGGCAGUCUUUCGAAGGCGCCUCCGUCUCCGACGAAGAGGAUGCCCCGUCAAAGCUCUAUCGCAAGCAUCGCCAGUGUUUUGAGUCUGUCGAGUGCCAAGACCCCGAGCUCAAAGUCGAGUCUCGGCGCUGGGGAGCGUCUGCAGCAAGAUCUCAACUUCGCACGAGGGUUCCCGUCCACACCAAUCUUGCCGCCCAUCGAGCGGACCGAUUUUGACAGCUUUACUCUCUUUACUAAUCCCAGUCUACAACCGCCACCAAUUGACGGAUCAGUGGCGUCAUCCAAAACAGCCAGUUGUGGGGAGCCUAGACCACCUCGGCUUCCCCGGAUUCUAGAUUCCCAGUUCGGCACAGGCCUGGGUCUGUCUUUUGGCGGGGAGUUGUCCUCGGCAUUGCCGACCUCGACGAUUGUCAAAGAAAAAACCAUCCAAGAACUGGUCGACGAGCAAAGAAUAGACGACGAUGACUCGGGCUACGUCACUGGGCGAUCUAGGCUCGAGCGAGACAUGGGUUUCUCCAAGGAGCAAUCCGCGCAGUGCAUCGAACUCAUCCACCACUGGCACAGAAAAGAAAGGUCGUUCACGCAGAUCAUCACGGCUUUCUCCUGUGACCCGCGGACCGAAAAGUCGGCCAAGUUUCCGCCUUCGGUGCGACAGAGGUUCAGCCGGUUGCUGGCGCCGUUUCUGGCUUUCAGCUUCGAGAUCCAGUACUACUGCGUCCGCUACAUCGACGAGUACCAGACGAAGAAGCGCCCACAACGGCCUGAGUGGAAAGAAGACAGAUGCGAUACAAUAGGGAGCGAAAUGAUCCGGAGCUUUCGUGAAGAAUUCCGGGGACUGGGUUCCAGCUCCGAGAGAAUUUGCGACUGCCAUAUCGGGUGUAUUUGCCCAAAAGCCUGCAGCAGCAGGGACGGGGGGGAGCCUCCGAAGCCGCUGACACCGCCGUCAUCCACCUUUUCCCAACAGUUGCAGACUAGAAGCGAUGGCGACGACAAUGAACCUGCGCUGCUCCAGCUGAGAGGAAAGCCAGACGACUUACCAAAAUGCUCUCGUAUUGACCUUUCUCCUACCACGUUCUGGCAGAAUGAACGGGAAAAGUGGGUCAAGGGGAAAGAGGUACAGGAAAUCCCGCCGUGGGAGCGAGACCAGCACGAGGAAAGUUACCCCAGAUACAGGAAAGGACAGUCUUCGAGAGGAAAGAACGAGAAGAAAGAGCAGAAGGAAACACAACAGAACACAAUCCACUGCCCAAGGCUGCCAGCCAUCAUUGACUACCCAUCAACGACUUCGUUCGGUUCCAAGAUAACGUCGACCUCGAAACCCGAAGCAGUAAGAGAGGCCAUGGUGAAAUUUUGCCGCCAAGUAUGGCUAAAACCAGGGAUCCCUCUAACCGGGCCGCAUGAAAUGGUCUUCAGGGCGCUCAGCUUGGUGAUCGAGGCGCUUGACUGCCUGGAGCAAUUCAUGGCCGAGAUGGUAUACCGAUAUCAAGUCACCGAGUCACCAGCAGAGUACUCGGCAAGUGCGCGGCGGAGGGCAAUGCGCCGCUUCUACUGCGAAAUGUUACCACAAGCCGGGGACCGUGUCUGGGGCGUGAUUUCCAUCCUCGAGGAGCAGACGGCGCUGAUUGCCGAGGUGCUAGACAGAUCGACACCGACGACGGUUUCAUCCAUGUUGACGGCAGAAAAUGAACGAUGGCAAGGUCGGCGUCCUUCCUGGACCCGAGCCUCGGCGGCCAAGGCGUUCAUGAGCGGCGGCGUGCCUGCCACGGGAAUCGUGAAUGUCUCCCUUCGUACGUCCCGCGACGGAACCACCGAAUCGUCACCAUCGGAUGACGGCGCCCAGUCAGCCACGAUGCCGCUGCUCGCACGCUCGUCAUCUGCAGGCUCGGACACAUCAUCGCAAGGGCGGCCGAAGCGGCACCAGCUUUGGCAGCAACUAGAAGUGGCCUGCGCCAAGGCCGAGUUCCGCGUGCUGGAGAAGCUGCACCGCUUCCCGAUGCUGGACGACGCCACGUAUUGGGGGUUCGAGCGCCUCGAGUGCCAGCUGCAGAGGCUGUGCGUGCACAACGGGCAGGACGGCGCAGGCGAGUCGUGCGCGCUGCGGUAUUCCGUCAUUGGACUGGUGCAGCAGAUCCUCGACCGCCACGGCGACCGGCGUCACCGGCGUCGCGACCGGCCCAUCUCCUACCCGGCCACCUACCCCUUCACCAGACUUCUGUUCCGGUGGCCGCGCCUGCUGAGGAGUGGCCGCAGCAACGCCGUGGUUUCCGAGAGGGCCGACGACGGCUGCAAGGGCAUCCCAGACUGCAAGGGCACCCCCGGCUGCAAGGGCAUUCCCGACUGGGUCACUCGUGUGUGGAGUUACGAGGGUAAGCGAAGGGAGAAAGGCAAGAUCGAGUCUUGA
Messenger RNA from Lasiosphaeria miniovina, 3351 nucleotides. RefSeq lists its product as uncharacterized. Bases 1 to 3351 code for a protein of 1116 amino acids. Lineage: Eukaryota; Fungi; Ascomycota; Sordariomycetes; Sordariales; Lasiosphaeriaceae. The record is from RefSeq and is a predicted model, not a curated record. The transcript is spliced from 2 exons.